Dovyalis caffra is the source of this 201-nucleotide messenger RNA. The record is from the annotation of a GenBank genome assembly. Lineage: Eukaryota; Viridiplantae; Streptophyta; Magnoliopsida; Malpighiales; Salicaceae.
AUGCAGCCCAUUUUUGGACCACGAUUUGUCCGCUUAUUUAGACUUGGACAAAAAUUUUGGCUUUGUGGGCUUGGCUGUAUUGAACCGCUAUGGAUCAAAAUGAUGCAAAAGGACAAGCAAAUCGGACAUUUGAGAACCCCACCAUGCAAUUCCUCUGCACCAUACAUGUCUAACAAGUGUACUCCUCACAGGUCCGAAUAA